Molecule: messenger RNA, 3199 nt
Organism: Maylandia zebra (zebra mbuna)
Lineage: Eukaryota; Metazoa; Chordata; Actinopteri; Cichliformes; Cichlidae
Gene: klf5a
Product: Kruppel like factor 5a
Biological process (GO): regulation of transcription by RNA polymerase II
Molecular function (GO): RNA polymerase II cis-regulatory region sequence-specific DNA binding; DNA-binding transcription factor activity, RNA polymerase II-specific
Source: RefSeq, a predicted model, not a curated record
CCUGCGAACGCCAGAUAGAAAACUGUCUGUGGGCCGGAGCAGAGGGAUGAAACAAGUGGAAGGAGAUGUAGCCGACAGGCACACAUUAAUUACUCUAACGCACGCACUACACCUCGUCGGCUCCACUCGUUUCUCUGUACGCUGUAGCAUCCUCCGCUUUGCAUAAUAACACACGGCAAGCGAUCGUUUUUGCGGCGCUGCGUCGGAGCUUCAUGGCCGCAACACUCACGAUGAGCGGCGGCGUGCAGGAGGAUCCCUUCUACCCGCUGCAGAAGGCGACUCUGCCCGCUGGGUUCCCCUUGGAGGACUCGGCGUUGUUCGGCUUGGAUUGCAAGAUCACCGAAGCAGACAAGGCUGGACAAAAUGAUUACGCACAGGCAAAGUGUGAGAUGGACAGAUAUCUCUCCCCUCAGCCUCUUCCACUUCCAAACCCUGCAGACAACCAGCAGAAGUCACUCAGAGACAGCUCGUCAGCAGUGGAUCAGUUCUUCACUGACGCUGGGGCUCCCUAUACCCUCAACAUGAAUCUUUAUCUCCCUGACGUCGGCUACCUGAGGAUGGGCUUGUGCCAGCAGGUGCGGUCCCCUCAACACCAGAACCACCCGAGUCUCACUCACAUUAAAACAGAAUCUCCCUCCUCGUGUUUUUCCUCUAACCUGCAGCCCCACUGCCCCGGCACUACGCCCACAAGUAGCUGCAGCACAUCCGGCCACGGCCCUGGCAGUAUGGCCAUGGAAAACUCCGCCACAAACAUGACAUUAACUGGGUUACCAGAAUUCACCAGUGUUUUCAAUCAGCUGGGAGGCAGCCGCGGUGGUGAUUCACUGCCAGAAGUGUAUGUCAAACAGGAAAUGUCACCACAGUUUGAGCAGCACGCUCUCCACCACCACCAUGACAACAGCGGCUCGCUGUUUCAGCUCCUAAACUCUGGCUUGGAUCAUCGCCAUAGCAAUGGGAUGGAGGCUCAGCAUCAUCAUCACCAUCAGCAGCAGCAACCGAUCCAACACACUACCACGAUGCACACACCUUUUCAUGAUUUGCCAGUAGCUACUUCUGCUUCUCAACAAGAGCAAACUGUCAAGCCUGCCUACCGCUGUCUAGGUGGUGGGGUAUACACACAUCCUCAUUCUCAGGCACAUCCCCAAUUCCUCCAGCAGCAGGUGCCCUACCUGCCACCCUCUCCGCCAAACUCAGAGCCCGGCAGCCCUGACAGGCAGAAGGAGCUGCUCCACAACAUGUCACCACCUCCGUCGUAUGCUGCCACCAUUGCCUCCAAGCUUGCAGGUAGCACACCCGGACUUGGACCUGGCCCGGGACCAGGUGGCUUAGCUCUGCCCCACCCUACAGGCCCCACACCAGUCCCAGGCCCAGCCACAGUCCUUCCUCAAGCCCACACGACAGCACCAACCCCAAAUCCAGCACAGAACGCAGUGGCUGUCCGCUACAACCGAAGGAACAACCCCGACUUAGAGAAGCGACGGAUCCACCACUGUGAUUACCCAGGCUGCAAGAAGGUCUACACCAAGUCGUCCCAUUUGAAAGCACACCUCAGGACUCACACUGGCGAGAAGCCGUACAGGUGUACGUGGGACAGCUGCGACUGGCGUUUUGCUCGUUCGGAUGAGCUGACGCGUCACUACAGGAAACACACGGGCGCCAAACCCUUCCAGUGUGGCGUCUGCUCACGCUCCUUCUCCCGAUCGGAUCACCUUGCCCUGCACAUGAAGAGACACCAGAACUAGCAACGUUUUGCACACAUGCUCAAAAAUACAAGCACUAUCUUGACAAAACAUAAAGCAUUCACUCCGUGUCCCGCAGCUACACGAGCUGCCUGAUGCAGAGUGACUUUCAGUGACAUCACAGCUCUUCCUGGUGCUGCUGUCGUGGGCUAAAACACUUCGAUAGCCUAACAAACAUGUUGCUCUUAACGCCAAGUGGAACAAUUUGGAGGUUUUAAAGUAGGAAGAUGGUGGCCAGAUGAUCUUCUGGUCCCUUAACCACCAGAUACACAUAUUAUAGAUGUGUUUGGGCAAAUGAAAAGAUGAGAUGGGGUGUGACUGGAAUGAAUUAAAACAGCAUCUUUUUUGUCUUUAUUGUAACAUAGAACUGGCUUAAUUUUCUUUUAUAAAAGAGAAGCUUUUGUUUGCAAAACUAGUCAAGCCAAAUCUUUGUUUACUCAUUGAUUUGUUAGUUUCUCUCUAGAACUGGAAUGUCCAGGUUUUUAUUCUUUACCAAAUCCUUAGAUUUGCACUAGAAUUGGUAAUCUAAGCCUCAGCCUUUUUGGCCCAAGUAUCUCAUUCACCACUGGAACGAUCAUUAUCACUACUGGACUACAUCUCUGUGUGCACCACACAAAUCAUUGCUGUUCAGAUAUUAAAAAUUGAAGGCAUUUGUACUCUGGAGAGAGGGAAGAGAGAGCAGGGAAAAAGUGAGAGUGUGGGGGUGGAGAUGGAGAUGGAGAGAAAGACCGAGAGGGAGAAAUUUUUGAUUUUAGAGAGAGGAGAUUGGAAGACGAUUGAGAAACAGAGGGAGGUGGAUGGAUGCUAAAGAGCAGCAAUUAGAUGAUGAAUUAUUCAGGUCGUCUUUUGAUGGAUUUCCAUCCAGAGAAAUGUAAGCAGAACCCAUAGACGUGUUCUAGGACUCAUUCAGUUAAUACAGAAUCGACAGUAUUUGAUGCACAAACUUGAAUGUGCACUGAAGUGUCUUCAAAAUGCAGCAUGCUAUUAGUGUAGAUCAGUCUCACCCAGCGUUUUACUUCUGUUAAUUGUUUUAACCAAAGCAUCAUGUUCAACACAUCGCCAACACCUUAUUAAGUGCCUCUUUCUCUCAUUUAUGUGUUUUUGUUCUCUAGUAGCAGAGCUGUGAUGAGUGUAGUCAAUCGUUUUAAAAACAUGGUGCUUUUUAAGAAAAGAAAAACUAAAUCUGUUAAAUCUCUAGGUUUAGCUUUGAAAAGGUAAAUCUCUUGAAUUAUAAGGUAGCCACCCUUGUGGUAAUGUAACAGCACAGCUCUGGCCACUUCGCGGACAUCCUGGGAUGCUCUGGCUCUACGGAGCUAUCUUGGCUCUAACUACUCCUGGACACGUUUUGUUAAAGGACGGGUUCACUUUGUUUUUUUGUUUUUUAAAAUUUAUUAUUAACUUGUUGAAACUUUGGUUCAGCUUCUAAAGUUGAAGAUUAGUUUGCCCCCCCCCACCCCCAC